AGUUGUUGAAGAACGUGGAAGAUAUACUUUGUAGAGGAAACCCAUGCAGUACUCGCUUCCAGUCUCUCUCUCUCUCUCUCUGUCGCCUUAACCUAACGGACUGUUUCUCUGUCUCUCGGAGCAGACCUCCACACCUGAUAUGGACAACGUUGAGGUGUUUGACUCACCUGGAAAGGGGAGGGGCCUUAGAGCCACUAAGGAGCUGCUUUCCGGAGACGUUCUUUUCUCAGAACCCCCUUUUGCUGCAGUUGUCUUUGACAGUCUUGCAGACAAGAUCUGCCACAGCUGUUUCCGCAGACAGGACAAGCUGCAACGCUGUGGCCAGUGUAAGUUCGCCCAGUACUGUGACAAGACAUGCCAGAGCACCGGCUGGAAGGAACACAAGCUGGAGUGUGGAGCCAUCAAGGCUUUCGGGGCCAUCGGGGACAACUUCGGAAAGGCACCAAAUGAGAACAUCCGUCUGGCCGCCCGCAUCAUGUGGCGCCUCGAUAAAGAGGGCAGUGUCAUGUCGGACAUGCAGAUGACCUCAUUGGACGAUCUGGAGAACCACAUCAGUGACAUGCCUGAGGAUGAUCUAAAGGAGCUGAAGGUGGACAUCCACAACUUCCUGGACUACUGGCCACGCAACAGCAAGCAGCACCGUGUAGACGACAUCUCACACAUCUUUGGAGUGAUCAACUGUAAUGGCUUCACAGUGAGUGACCAGAGAGGUCUAAAUGCCGUGGGAGUUGGUCUGUUCCCUAACCUGUGUCUGGUCAACCAUGACUGCUGGCCCAACUGCACUGUCAUCCUCAACCACGGCAAUCAGUCGGCUGUGAAUACUGUGUAUCACUCUCAGAUGAGGAUUGAGCUGCGUGCCCUGGGUAAGAUCGAGCCAGGUGAGGAGGUGACAGUGUCCUACGUGGACUUCCUGAACGUGACUGAGGACAGACAGAGACAGCUGAAAAUGCAUUACUUCUUUGACUGCACCUGUGAACACUGUAAGGGUCACAUCAAAGAUGACCUCAAGAUGGGAGGCAAGGAGGUGGAUGGGGUCAAGGUACCAGAGGAGCAGGUGAAGGAGGUAACAGAGUACAGUCUGCAGAUGCUACAGAAGAUGGAUAAGGCUCGCAUGGAGGGGAACUACCAUGAGGUUAUUAAGAUAUGCAGGGAAUGUAUGGAGAAACAGGAGCCAGUGUUGGCUGAUACACACAUCUACCAGCUAAGGAUGUGGAGCACAGCCAGCGAGGUGUUAGCCUACCUGCAGUUUAUUGACGAGGCCGCUGACUAUGCACGCAAAAUGGUGGACGGAUACAAUAAGCUAUACCAUCCAUGCAAUGCUCACCUGGGGAUGGCAACCAUGAGGGCAGGAGUGACCCACUGGCAGGCAGGGAAGAUAGAGGUGGGACACGGCAUGAUCUGUAAGGCCUAUGCCAUCCUGCAGAGAACCCACGGACCCACACAUCCCAUCACCAAAGACCUUGAGGCUAUGCGUAUGCAGACAGAGAUGGAGUUGAGGAUGUUUAGAGAGAAUGAGUAUAUUUACAAAAGCAUGCGGGAGGCUGCCCUGAAGAACCAGCCAAUGAGCAUGAUGAACGAACCUAUGGCAGAGGGCGUCAAGAAUCUCUUCCGCCGGCAGAAGAAGUGAUCUCUCACAAACACACACACACACACACGCACACACACACACACACACACACACACACACACACACACACA
Molecule: messenger RNA, 1698 nt
Organism: Coregonus clupeaformis (lake whitefish)
Lineage: Eukaryota; Metazoa; Chordata; Actinopteri; Salmoniformes; Salmonidae
Product: histone-lysine N-methyltransferase SMYD1
Exons: 10
Coding region: 140-1627 (495 amino acids)
Cellular component (GO): nucleus
Molecular function (GO): protein binding; histone H3K4 methyltransferase activity
Source: RefSeq, a predicted model, not a curated record